[Candida] anglica is the source of this 2353-nucleotide messenger RNA. The record is from the annotation of a GenBank genome assembly. Lineage: Eukaryota; Fungi; Ascomycota; Pichiomycetes; Serinales; Debaryomycetaceae.
AUGAUUUUUCCAAAAUUUAAAGGUGUUUAUAUAAAUUUUGCGAUGAAGAAAGAAGGUUUGCAGUUUGAUACAGCAGUAUAUUCAAUGAUUGGAGGAAUGAGACUUCCGAUUGAUGUACUGAGUGACACGGUGACCGGUCCCGGGUCAUCUAGGGCGGGAAGCUCAGGGGAUGUCAUUCCUUCUGGUUCAGUCCUGUCUUCACUCCCAGUGAAACCAAAGAGUACUGAAGCUUGGGAUAACCAAAUGGAACAGGUUAGAAAGAACCCAAAUGAUAUUAAACAAUGGGAUAUAUUGUUUAAAAUGCUAGACGACCACGUACUUGAGAACUACGACCCCGAAACUUUGGUCAGUACUCUUUCGGAGUCGUUUAAGAAGUUCUCUAGUGAUGCAUACCUUGAGUUACUUUCGAGGUUUCCACUUCUUACCAACUAUUGGAAGAACUUUCUGAUUUUUGAGUACAAACUUAAUGGCGUCAAGGCUUCCAUAGAAGUACUCAGUAAGGCUGUAGAUAGCCAUCCGUACUCGAUCAGUUUAUGGGCGGAUUAUUUGAGUGCCUUGAUAUCUGAAUUGCAGGAACUGACUGACCAACAAACAGAAAUUGAAUUUAUUCGUUCACAAUUUCAACUUGGAUUAAAGUAUAAUGGGAUGAAUUUCCUUUCACACCCACUCUGGGAUAAGUUAUUUGAAUUCGAACGUUCAUUGAGUGAUGGUCUGGAUGAUGAUAUAUUCUGGUUAUUCCUCAAGGUAACCAAAAUCCCAUUAUAUCUGUACGCCCAGUAUUAUCAAACAUUUUCAGAAAUCAAUAAAAAGUUUUCCUUGGAAGAUCUCUUUUCAGUGGAAGAACACCCCGAAAGCAUCUUAAAUGAAUAUUUACAGAAAUUUAAUAAAGAAACUACAGAUGAUCUUUCGGUAGUAGAAAGACACCAAAUCAUAGAUGAUUACUCAUACAAGAUGUUUAGUCGAACACAGGCCAAGGUUAAUGAGAAAUGGACUUAUGAAUCUGCCAUCACCAAACCGGAAUUCAGUUUAGAAGUUGAGGAACCUAAGGAGUACGAAAAUUGGGUAACUUAUUUGGAUUACGAGAUAGAAUGUUACAACAAGAGCAAGGAGUCCCUGGAAUCUACUUCAAACAGUUCAACUCAGUAUAAGCUCGUGGUAAAUCUUUUUGAACGAGCAUUGGUGCCCAAUUGCCUUUCUGGAAAGCUUUGGCUUAAAUAUAUUUCAUUUUUAAACUCACUGGAUGUCGACUUUUCCACAAUUGACUCAGUUUAUGACAGAGCGAUUCACAAAUAUGUCCCCAUGGAUGAAAAUACGAUACGAUUCAAUUACAUUAGCUUUUUACAAAAAUCUGGUAAACAUGAAAAGGCAAUCUCUUAUCUAUUUCAACUUAUUCAAUUGUUUGGUGGGUUGAAACCAAAUUAUCCAUAUUAUCAAAAGGAUGAUUAUAUUAAGGGAGUGGAGAUAUUUCUUGAGACUUUUAGUAGUAGUGUUGAUCACGAACAGUUUGAGAAAUCAUUGCAAAAGUUUAUAGCGGAGUAUUUCAAUAAGAGAAAGCCAAAGGAACAGAAAGGGCAUAAGAAAGAUGAUGUGGAAGACGCUAAGUUUGAUAUCCCAGAUACAUUCCAGCCCAUAGUAAAACUUUGGAAUGAUGACUCUAUUGUAAUAGCAGUAGACAAGCACCUAAAAUUCAUGUUGAUGUCUAGUUCAACGGCAAGUAUUCGUCAUUUUUUCAACAAAUACCAUCAAGAAUCCCCCUUACAGGACUGUACGAAGUUCUGGUCAUUUUACGUACAAUUUGAAGGGAAAUAUCAGCACAAUAUGAAAAAUUUGAAGAUGGUAAAAGACUAUAUUAAGACUAAGUCACAACUCCCUAAGGUAGUUGUCGAUGCACUUUUGGGGUUGAAUUACGAUAUAGUAUCUGCCAAUCUUGCUGACGUAUUGGAGAACAAUGUAAACAAUGGGCGAUCGGAUGAUACUUUGAUCUCAUAUGAUAGAGAUAUCUCCGACUCAUUGGUAGUUAAUUCUUCAUGGAGGAAAAGGCUUGCAAUGAAAAGCUUUGCCGUAGAUACCUCAAAAGCUCGUGGUGGAGAGGACGACAUAUACUUAAAAUAUUUAAAAUCCAGAAUUGGUCACGCUGGAGUUACUAUUGAGAAUACCCCGGAAAUUACGAACAGACUUUCUGGGAAAUGGAUUUCUUUAGAUUCCAAUAAGUUAGAAGUUCCUCCAUUCCCAACUUUCAAAAACGUGGAAAAGGCUUCGCAACCAAUUCCAUACCCAACCGAUUUAUAGAGCAAAAGAAAAAAUGAUGCUACUAUUUUUAAUAGAAAAUAAUACGAAAACAUACAUUACCCAC